Molecule: messenger RNA, 1532 nt
Organism: Nerophis lumbriciformis (worm pipefish)
Lineage: Eukaryota; Metazoa; Chordata; Actinopteri; Syngnathiformes; Syngnathidae
Product: calsequestrin-2-like
Biological process (GO): regulation of cardiac muscle contraction by regulation of the release of sequestered calcium ion
Cellular component (GO): sarcoplasmic reticulum lumen; Z disc
Molecular function (GO): calcium ion binding
Source: RefSeq, a predicted model, not a curated record
UUUGAUUUUGUUCAUGUUAUCGUAACACUUUGCUGUGGUUUUCCUUGCAAGCGGACAACAAUGGAGGGAAUAUGUUUAUCUUUCCUUUGGACAUUCUUCCUGCACCUCACUUGCUACUGUGCUGCAGAGGAAGGUCUGGAGUUUCCAAACUUUGACGGCAAGGACAGAGUGUUGGAAAUGAACGAGCGCAGCUACAAGAAGGCUUUGAGGAGAUUUGAACUUCUGUGUGUGUUCUACCAUGAACCACUUCCUGCUAACAAGGGCCUGCAGAAGCAAUUCCAGAUGACCGAGCUGGUCCUGGAGCUGACUGCUCAGGUCCUGGAGGACAAAGACAUCGGUUUUGGAAUGGUGGACUCGCAGAAGGAUGCCAAAGUUGCCAAGAAGCUGGGUUUGGAAGAGGUGGGCAGUCUGUACGUUUUUAAGGACGACCGAAUCAUCGAGUUUGACGGACAGCUCUCAGCAGACACUCUUGUAGAGUUUCUCUUGGAUGUGCUGGAGGAACCAGUGGAACAAAUCAACAAUGCGAUGGAGCUGCGAGCCUUCGAAAGGAUGGAGGAAGACAUUCGCCUCAUUGGUUACUUUAAAGGAGAGGAUUUAUACUACAAAGCUUUCCAAGAGGCGUCAGAGCGUUUUCAGCCUUACAUCAAGUUCUUUGCAGUAUUUGAUAAAUCUGUGGCCAAACAUCUCUCGCUCAAGAUGAACGAGGUACAUUUCUACGAACCUUUCAUGGAGGAACCGGUGGUCCUGCCUGGCAGACCUCUGUCCGAGAUGGACAUUGUGGACUUUGUCAACCAACACCGGAGGGCGACUCUGAGGAAGCUGCAGGCAGAAAACAUGUUUGAGACUUGGGAGGACGACAUGGACGGAAUACAUAUUGUUGCGUUUGCCGAGGAGGAGGAUCCAGAUGGAUAUGAAUUCCUGGAAAUCUUAAAGGACGUGGCCAGAGACAACACCAACAACCCAGAUCUCAGUAUUGUCUGGAUCGACCCUGAUGACUUCCCUCUGCUCACCACGUACUGGGAAAAAACCUUCAAGUUGGACUUGUUCAGUCCUCAGAUUGGUGUGGUCAACGUCACAGAUGCGGACAGCGUGUGGUUGGACAUGUCCAACGACGAGGACCUGCCCACUGCCGAGGAGCUCGAGGACUGGAUUGAGGAUGUUCUCUCCGGCAGAAUAAACACAGAGGAUGAUGAUGAGUCUGCUGAGGACCAUGGAGACUUCUACAGCCACCUGACAGACGACAAUGACCACAACCAUGAUGAUGAUGAUGAUGAUGAUGAUGAUGACUAUUAGGUCUUCCAAAACUACUUCAUCAUGUUGGUCGUCACAAGAAACAUUUUACUGCACAUGCUAGGAUCUUUAUGGCUGCUUUUUUCAUCUCUUUUAGACUCAAAGUAAGAAAGAAAUGCUUGUUGAUACAUUGUUAGUAGUACUGCAGGACACAGAUAGCAUGUACAGUACAGGCCAAAAGUUUGGACACACCUUUGCAUUCAAUGUGUUUUCUUUAUUUUCAUGACUAUUUACAUUGUAGA